Molecule: messenger RNA, 2666 nt
Organism: Cucurbita maxima (winter squash)
Lineage: Eukaryota; Viridiplantae; Streptophyta; Magnoliopsida; Cucurbitales; Cucurbitaceae
Product: phosphoinositide phosphatase SAC2-like
Exons: 13
Coding region: 278-2509 (743 amino acids)
Biological process (GO): phosphatidylinositol dephosphorylation
Cellular component (GO): intracellular membrane-bounded organelle
Molecular function (GO): phosphatidylinositol-3,5-bisphosphate 5-phosphatase activity
Source: RefSeq, a predicted model, not a curated record
UGUUAAUUUAUUUUUGGUUAUAAUCAAUCAACCUUUAACUCUGGAAUUCGUUUUUCAAUAGAGAUUUGGAUUCCAAAUCCGUCUAGCUUCUUCCAAAUCUCAUUGUAAAUGCAUUUGUGGCGGGAAGGUUUAGAGGUUUUUGCUGAGGAGCUACGAAAGGAUUUUGCUAUUUUAGACUUUUUUUUUACGUUAAUCGACGAUAUCCUUGCAUCUAGCAGCAUUGUUUGUAAUUGUUGUUGAUCGAGCUUCAGCAAUUUGUAAAUAGGUUUAAUUGUUAAUGGAAUCGUCGGACUCCAGCAUGUUCGACGUUCAGAAAUUCUGGCUCUACCAGACAUUUGCGCGUUAUUACAUAGUGGGAAGAGGUAGGAAGAGAACAGUGUGGAGGUUGUUUUCGAUUGACAGAAUGGAGCCUUCUGAGCUUAACAUUUUUGAAGAUCAUACAACCUAUACCACGGAAGAGUGCUUCGAUCUUCUAAAAAGAAUACAUCAGGGGAACAGGUCUAUGGGUGGACUCAAGUUAAUAUCUAUUGGCUAUGGAAUAGUCGGAUUCAUAAAGUUUAAAGAACCAUACUACAUGCUGAUGAUAACAGAGAGAAAGAAGAUAGGGUCCAUGCUCGGGGCAAAAGUAUAUAGCGUUUCUAAGAGCAUGAUGGUUAUAAUUCCAAAUCCUGUUGUGCGCUCUAAACUGGCUUAUUGCAGUACCGAGAAAAGAUAUCAAAAGCUUCUUAACUCGGUAGAUCUCACCAAAGAUUUCUUUUUCAGCUACUCAUAUAAUGUUAUGCGUAGCCUUCAAGACAAUUUAAAUAGAAAUAAAACAGAUCAAAGUGUUUAUAAAUCAAUGUUCGUGUGGAAUGAAUAUUUAACUAGAGGCAUUCGAAAGCAGCUCAAGAACAAUAUCUGGACAGUUGCUUUAGUGUACGGCUUCUUCAAACAGAUUAAACUUUCCGUAUCUGGCAGGGAUUUUGAUUUGACUCUCAUUGCCCGACGUUCACGUCAUUACGCCGGCACUAGAUUUUUAAGACGAGGGGUAAAUGAGAAUGGAAAAGUUGCAAAUGAUGUUGAGACAGAACAAGUUGUUAGCGAGGAUAGAGCUGAAGGACGAACAGUGCAAAUAAGCUCCAUCGUGCAGAAUCGAGGCUCCAUUCCAGUUUUCUGGUCCCAGGAAACCUCGUUAUUGAAAAUAUUCAAUCCAGUUGUUAUAAUACCAAAGCAAGAAGAUUACAAAGCCACAAAACUCCACUUCAAGAAUCUUGGCGAUAGAUACGGAAACCCUAUAAUCGUCUUAGAUUUAACAAAGACGCGAGAAAAGAAGCCUAGAGAAACUCUACUGCAUGCAGAAUAUGUAAAUGCUUUAGGAUGCAUCAAUGCGGAGCGUUUAGAGGAAAAUCGUCUAAAAUUUCUUCAGUGGGAUUUGAAGCAACACUCAAGAUGGUUAUCUUUAUUUUCCUCACACAAAUAUUUAUUAUUUCUAAACUUAAACAACAAAAGAUCAUUCACUUUCUGCAGCAAAGCUAUCGUGGUAUUGUCAAAGCUAAAAGAAUUGACGAAGUUAGCAAUGGAAUUGAAUGACACAUUCCAUUGUCAAGUGACUCGAAGCUCACCAUUAGAGGGCUCGACUCGACCCUAUCUCGAGGAUGUAAAUAUUAGCGAGAAUGCAAAUAAUGGUAGAUGUAAUGUAAAAAUAAAAAGGUUUCAAAAGGGAGUUCUGAGGACGAAUUGCUUCGACUGCUUGGAUCGAACAAACAUCGCUCAAUAUGCUUACGGGCUUGCGGCUCUAGGAUAUCAGCUUCAAACUUUUGGGUAUUUAGAAUCCCCAGAUAUUGAUCUGGAUGACCCUCUGGCAAGGCACUUGAUGGAUAUUUAUGAGAUUAUGGGCGACAAACUUGCUCUCCAAUAUGGUGGUUCACCUGCCCACAAUAAGUUGUUUUCUGAGAGAAGAGGACAAUGGAAACCAACGAUUGAGUACGUUGAUAUCAUUAAAACUUUUCAAAGAUUUGUAAACAAUGUGUAUAUGGACGAACAGAAACAGAACGGCAUUGAUCUGUUUUUGGGGAACCCUCCCCCUCAGAAACGCAUGCUCGUGCUGGAUCCUGUCAAGCAUAGUAAAUGGAGAUCUACCAUGAAAAGGUCGCUUUCAGACAGCAAUAUUUUCGUGGAGAACGACAUUCUCGCAGCCAAACAACUUCUGCGCCAAGAGUCCAUGGGACAUAACAAAUGUCUCGUAGAAUUAAUGCCAGAAAUCCCAAAUUAUUGCAGAUACACAAGCCCAGAAUUUCCCGAGGUGGUUUCCGCUUCUGAAUCCAUGGAUUCUGGUAACGAAGAAAUAGAUCAAGAAAGAACAACCUCGAGGUUUCUAAUGGCGGAUUGGUAUUCGGAUUCAGUUUAUUCAUGCGAAGAGGAACUAUACAACAAAAUUCUGAGCUUCUCAAGUGAGAAUGGAGAUGAUAAUUGUUUUUCGAUGUUUGAUUUUGGGAGAUGGAUUACACGGGGAGGCACGUUUUACCUUUGAGCUCUCUAACCACAACACUUUAACUUUAAUUUUACCUUUACCCUUACCCUUACCCUUACCUUUCCCAGAGGGUGUAGUGUACAUAAUACAGUUGUAAACAUCGGGGGGAAAGUUGCUAACCAAGUUACUACCCAGCUAGGACAGAUCCAAAUCUCGU